UUCUUCUGUAUAAUCAUGCAGACAAGAACCAAAAAAUUGUAUUUUUUAAAACCAGCACAUAAAAUAAAAGUUUAAACUUUUUUAGGGGCCCUAAUCUUUACUUUAAUUUUCCUAUUAUUAUUAGUUUUUUUGAAAAAAAGAGCUUUUAAUCAACUCUGCAAAACAAGAACUAGAAGAAAGAAGAAAGAGAGAAAACAAACAAGCAAGAAAGAAAGAAAAGAAGAACCGUGCAAAGAAAGAAAAGAAGAAAGUCUCGGAAUUUCCAGUUAGUCAAAAAAGCUUACCAGGAUUGAAUUAUAUAUAUUAUGAUAUAUAUAUAUAUAUAUAUAUAUAUAUAUAUGUAUCGUUUUCUUUUUCUGGGGAGCAUUAUUAACGUCCAUCAGUGUAGCAUGCUAUAAAUAGUUGAAGAGGGCCAAAAAAAACCAAAUAGUAGCUCAAACAAACCUGUCAAGAACCUUAGACUAACGUUGUAUUCGGACGUUUAAACACCAAAAAAAAAAAGAAAAAAGUCUAGCUUUUCUUCUUGUCCAAAAAAAAAAAAAAAAAAAAAAAUCCCACCAACCCAUUUCAUUUUGGGUUCCUCAAGGCUCUUUGAAUCUUCUCUUUUCCAUUUUCAUGAUCAACUUUGUGGUGUUGAAUCUCAUCGCAUUUUCUUGAUAUUUCUUAAGGCAGCUCUACGAAUCUGCAGGCAAACAAGUCCUUUUUUGUUGGGCCAAGGAAGAGACUUUUUUUUUUUUUUUUUUUUUUCUCUUUUUCAUCAAGUUGGCUUUUUACAUAUACUUUCACUUGGGGUUGUUGCUUUUGCUUCAUUGAGAUCGGUUAGAAAGAGAAUAGUGGUGGAAUUGAAGGGAAGGUUGGGGGUGUGAUGGAACAGAAACACAUUAUUUUGUCAGCUCUGAGUGUUGGGGUUGGGGUAGGUGUGGGUCUUGGAUUGAGUUCUGGGCAGAGAGUAAGCAAAUGGGUAAGCGGGGAUGAUCGAUCGCCGGAUGAGAUUUCUGAGGAGCUGAUUGAGCAGGAGUUGAUGAGGCAGGUGGUGGAUGGAAGAAAUAGCAAAGUUACAUUUGAAAAGUUUCCAUAUUACAUAAGUGAGAGAACUCGGGUAUUAUUAACAAACGCUGCAUAUGUUCAUUUAAAGCACUCUGAUUUUUCUAAGCACACUCGGAACCUUUCACCUGCGAGUAGAGCUAUUUUGCUCUCAGGACCAACCGAACUUUACCAUCAAAUGCUCGCCAAGGCUUUGGCACACUGCUUCAAAUCAAAGUUACUGUUGUUGGAUAUUCCUGACUUUUCUCUAAAGAUGCAGAGCAAAUACGGUUUUGCCAGAAAGGAAUCAUCUUUUAAGAGAUCCAUCUCAGAGGUGACAAUGGAGCGUAUGUCCAACUUGUUUGGUUCCUUUUCAAUGCUUUCUCCAAGUGGGGACAAUAGAGGAACAUUACAUCGGCAAAGCAGUUGCAUGGAUAUUAGGUCAAGAAGUUCUGAAAGCUUGAAUAGUCCUUCAACACUUCGUAGAAAUGCAUCUACAGCAUCUGAUAUGAGUAGCCUCUCUUCCAAAUGUGCUCCCACAAAUUCAGGUUCUCUUAAGCAUACAAGCAACUGGUGUUUCGAUGAGAAAAUUUUCCUACAGUCACUUUACAAGGUCUUGGUUUCAAAAUCAGAAACUGGAUCAAUUAUUUUAUAUGUCAGAGAUAUUGAGAAGCUUCUUCUCCAAUCACAAAGAUUAUACAAUUUGUUCCAUAAAAUGUUAAAGAAACUUACAGGGUCAGUGCUGGUACUUGGCUCCCGGAUGUUGGACCCCGAAGACGAUUGCAAAGAAGUUGAUGAGAGGCUGGCUUCUCUGUUCCCAUAUAAUAUUGAGAUCACGCCACCUGAAGAUGAGAAUCAUCUUGUCAGCUGGAAAGCUCAACUUGAAGAGGACAUGAAGUUAAUCCAGUUUCAAGAUAACAAAAAUCACAUUGCUGAGGUGCUUGCAGCAAAUGAUCUUGAAUGUGAUGACUUAGCUUCAGUCUGCCAGACAGACACAAUGAUUCUCAGCAACCACAUUGAAGAAAUUGUUUUAUCUGCGAUCUCAUAUCACUUGAUGAAUAAUAAAGAUCCAGAAUACCGAAAUGGAAAGCUUGUUAUAUCAUCACAGAGUCUGUCCCAUGGAUUCAGUAUAUUCCAGGAAGGGAAAACUGAUGGGAAAGACACUCUGAAACUGGAAAAAAAUGCUGAAUCUUCAAAGGAUGCUGAAGGAGAAGACGGUGUUAAUGCAAAGACUGAAUCAAAGUCUGAAACUGCAGGACCUGAAAACAAGAAUGAGGUGGAGAAAUCUGUUUCUGCAGGGAAGAAAGAUGGUGAGAAUGCACCUCCACCAAAAGCACCUGAAGUUCCUCCUGAUAAUGAGUUUGAGAAGCGAAUAAGGCCAGAGGUAAUCCCUGCAAAUGAGAUUGGAGUGACAUUUGCAGAUAUUGGUGCAUUGAAUGAGACUAAAGAAUCACUUCAGGAGUUGGUCAUGCUUCCUCUUCGAAGACCAGACCUUUUUAAAGGUGGACUUCUUAAGCCUUGUAGAGGUAUAUUGCUUUUUGGACCUCCUGGCACUGGAAAAACAAUGCUCGCGAAGGCUAUUGCAAAUGAAGCAGGAGCAAGUUUCAUCAAUGUCUCAAUGUCCACUAUCACUUCAAAAUGGUUUGGAGAAGAUGAAAAGAAUGUCCGAGCUCUCUUCACACUUGCAGCAAAGGUCUCUCCAACUAUUAUUUUUGUGGAUGAAGUAGACAGCAUGCUUGGUCAGCGGACUAGAGCUGGGGAGCAUGAGGCCAUGAGGAAAAUUAAGAAUGAGUUCAUGACACAUUGGGAUGGGCUGUUGACGAAACCUGGAGAACGUAUUCUUGUUCUUGCUGCUACCAACAGGCCAUUUGACCUUGAUGAAGCAAUUAUUAGGCGGUUUGAAAGAAGAAUCAUGGUUGGACUUCCCUCUGUUGACAGCAGGGAAAUGAUAUUGAGAACUCUUCUUGCAAAAGAAAAAGUUGAAAAUAUCGACUACAAGGAGCUCGCAACCAUGACAGAAGGAUACACUGGAAGUGAUCUUAAGAAUUUGUGCAUAACAGCAGCUUAUAGGCCUGUUAGAGAGUUGUUACAGCAGGAGAGUUUGAAAGAUAAGGAAAAGAAGAAGAAAGAAGCAGAGAGCAAGAGCUCAGAAGAUAGUUCAGAAACAGCAAAAGAAGAAAACAAGGAAGAGCAAGUAAUUACCCUAAGGCCUUUAAACAUGGAAGAUAUGAAGCAGGCAAAGAAUCAGGUUGCUGCAAGUUUCGCUUCAGAGGGAUCGAUAAUGAAUGAGCUGAAACAGUGGAAUGACUUAUAUGGGGAAGGAGGUUCAAGGAAGAAGCAACAAUUAACUUACUUCCUGUAGAUCAUACAAAAGCAGGCAUCAUAUGCACUCAACAGUAUUGCUUUGUGUGGAAGGCUGUGAAAGUUUGAGGGAAAGCUAGGAAAGUCCAUCUGCAAGACAACAUUUUAUGGUAUGCAGCGAUAUGGCAUCGAAAUGAAAAGCCCGAGACCAACCCUCAAAACAUAAAAAAGUUACCCCAGUUAAGCUUAGAGGUGUGAAAAUUAUCUCGUGGAAACGGCCUGUCUUGAGUGGUGGUCAUCUUUUGCUUACAUGAGGCUUAAGAGAUUGUUGUUGAUACUGUUUAAAGCAACUUCCAAAAAAAUAAAACCAAUGGCCACCAAUGUUUUAGAAUAUUAGUCAUGUUAUGUGAAAGUGUGGUGUUACAGUUUUUGGAGAUGAGGAGGAAUUUAGAAAGAAAACUUGUUUGAUAUAUAUAGACAGAGCCUAUGAAAGACGCUCUUCGUACAGCAGUAGUAUUUGUAAAGUUAUUCUGUGUAAUAUUGAUAGUACAUUAAUGCUU
Ziziphus jujuba (common jujube) is the source of this 3884-nucleotide messenger RNA. RefSeq lists its product as uncharacterized. The record is from RefSeq and is a predicted model, not a curated record. Gene Ontology annotation, molecular function: ATP binding; ATP hydrolysis activity. NCBI's taxonomy places the organism in Eukaryota, Viridiplantae, Streptophyta, Magnoliopsida, Rosales, Rhamnaceae. Bases 866 to 3385 code for a protein of 839 amino acids. Gene Ontology annotation, cellular component: mitochondrial outer membrane. The transcript is spliced from 16 exons.